AUGCCAUUGAGAAACCUAACAAGUGAGUUCAUUCAUAGCAGUGAGAGUAACAGUGAUAGCCAAGAACAACUCACAGAAAGUUACACUCCUUCAUUCGUAGCAGAAUUUUCAAAUGAUGACGACACUUAUAGUAAUAAUGAUGCUAAUAAUUUAGAUAACCCAUUCCUGGAAAGCACGGAAAGUGUUAAUCCAGAAGCACAGCAUUUAUUACAGGAAAGCUCUCGGGACAGUUCUAACUCAAAAUUGCGUGUUGUCAAUGAAAGGAAAGUUCCAAAUUCGUACGACUAUAACGGGUACUAUAGAAUUAAUAGUCAAAGUAAUGAAAAUAAUGAUGCUGAUAAUAUUCUCAAAAAAUAUAAGAACACUAGCGGUAAUAAUAAUGGUGGUUCACUACAAUCUCCUAAUUUCUCCAUAUCCGAGAGUCUAAUUCAGGAACCAAAACCAUUUGAUCGCUAUCCGAAAUUCAACAUAGUGCCAAAGAACAGAAAUGGUUUGCCUAGCACUAAUUCUUCGUCUUCUUCCUCAAAUUUUCUGGCAGGCACAGCAGACUUUUCGCCUUUUGGUGGAUAUCCAGCAACUUCUUUUCCACUUUCAAUGGACGAGAAAGAAGAUGAUGAUCAUAUACAUAAUCCUGAUUUGGAGGAAGAGUCAAGGCUAGACAAGAGGCGAUUUUUAUAUGAUAUGAGGCAUAUGGAUUUACGAUCCUUUCUGGGCCUGGUUGGUGUACUAACUUUAUUCCUCGGUGGUUUGGCCUUGUUUGUAGUGUUACCAGCUUUAACAUUUACUGACGCAAUUCAUAGAACAGGGACUACCUAUGAGUAUGUGGAAGUACUGACGGAAUACCAAUAUCCAACAUUACAAGCCAUAAGAACUAAUCUAGUUGAUCCAGACACUCCAUCAGACGCUAAGACAAUAACAGCUAAAGAUGGUUCCACAUGGAAACUUGUAUUUUCUGAUGAGUUUAAUGCAGAAGGUAGAACUUUUUAUGCUGGCGAUGACCAAUUUUGGACCGCCCCAGAUUUCCAUUAUGCAGCAACAGCUGAUCUGGAAUGGUAUACCCCAGAUGCUGUCACCACUAAAGAAGGUACAGUUAAACUUAGAAUGGAUGCUUUCAGAAACCAUGACCUCUAUUAUAGAUCAGGUAUGUUACAAAGUUGGAAUAAGUUAUGUUUCACUCAAGGAAGCUUAAAAAUAUCAGCAAAUUUACCGAAUUAUGGUAGCGUUUCUGGUUUAUGGCCUGGUCUUUGGACAAUGGGAAAUCUAGGAAGACCUGGCUACAUGGCUACUACUGAUGGUGUUUGGCCUUAUAGCUAUGAUAGUUGUGAUGCUGGCAUCACACCAAAUCAGAGUUCACCAGAUGGUAUAUCUUAUCUACCGGGUCAAAGGUUAAGCGCUUGCACUUGUGAUGGUGAAGAUCAUCCAAAUCCUGGCACUGGUAGAGGUGCUCCCGAAAUUGAUUUGAUUGAGGCUGAGGCUGAUACCGUUUUAAAAGUGGGCGUUGCUUCCCAAUCGUUACAAAUCGCGCCAUUUGAUAUUUGGUACAUCCCUGAUUAUAGUUUCAUAGAAAUUUACAAUUUUUCUACAACAGUAAUGAAUUCAUAUUGUGGCGGACCAUAUCAACAAGCUGUUUCCGCUGUUUCCACAUUAAAUGUAACCUGGUACGAAUUUGGGAAAGAUUCAGGAUCAUUUCAGGUAUAUGGCCUUGAAUAUCUUAAUGAUGAUGUCAACGGUUAUGUUCGUUGGUUUGUAGGAGAAAAGCCAACUUUUACCUUAUAUGCAAGUGCAUUGCAUCCAAAUGGAAAUAUUGGUUGGAGAAGAAUUAGUAAAGAACCUAUGUCAAUUAUAAUGAACAUGGGUAUUUCCAAUAACUGGGCUUACAUUGACUGGCAGAUGAUAUUCUUCCCAGUUUCUAUGUCUGUCGACUAUGUUCGACUCUAUCAGCCAAGUAAUGCAAUCUCGGUGACCUGUGAUCCUGAUGACUAUCCGACCUACGAUUACAUAAUGGGCCAUCCGUUAGCAUAUAACAAUCCAAAUUUAACGUUAUGGAAAGAUGCAAACUAUUCGCAACCAAAAAACUCAUUAACAGGCGGCUGUUCAAGUUCUAACUUCACCUCAAAAUCAAAAAAAUCUAAAUUGCCCUUUUAA
This is a messenger RNA of Kazachstania africana CBS 2517, 2145 nucleotides long. RefSeq names its product beta-glucan synthesis-associated protein SKN1 (gene SKN1). The coding region runs from base 1 to 2145 and encodes 714 amino acids. The record is from RefSeq and is a predicted model, not a curated record. Gene Ontology annotation, biological process: (1->6)-beta-D-glucan biosynthetic process; fungal-type cell wall organization. Lineage: Eukaryota; Fungi; Ascomycota; Saccharomycetes; Saccharomycetales; Saccharomycetaceae. Gene Ontology annotation, cellular component: endoplasmic reticulum membrane; plasma membrane. The transcript has a single exon. Gene Ontology annotation, molecular function: glucosidase activity.